CGCGGGUGACAGAAGCAGCGGCAGCCCACGGCAGCGGCACCGCAGUUUCCAGCCGCCGUCGCAGAAGCGAAGCCGCCGAGCGGCCGGGAUAGAGCGAGAGCGCUGCGCCCUGGGGGGCUGUGCGUGAGUCUGUGGCGAGCUUGCAGCGGCCCGCUCCGCUCCGCUCCAUGCGAAAGGAUUGCAAGGAGAAAAAGGAGGCGGCGGCGGCGGCGGCAACAGCAGCAGCGAUGGCGGGGCUUCACUGAAGGCAGCAGGCGGCGAGGGAGGAGGGGAGAAAUCUCUGCAUUCCCUCCACCCCAUCCCUGCCUGAGCUGAGCUGGACUGGGCUGGGCUCUGCGUGGAUUCCUCCCUUUAUGCACCGCGGAGACCGCGCGAGGAGGACUCGGGGCAUCCGGACACCGCGACCCCUGCGCGCGGGGGGGAGGGCCGGGUGCUUUUGUUUUUAAUUUGCCGCCCUCCCUUUCCUUACCCCUCCCCCCUCGCCCGUCCUCCUCCUUGACUGCGUGGUGUGUGUGUGUGUUUGUGUGUACUGCAAACAAAGAGCCAGACCCAGAUACGCACCGCACAACAGGGAGAGAAAGGAGGAGAGCGACAGACAAGACCGGAGUGGAGGAAGGGAGGGCGGGAGCGAGAAGGAGAGCGAGAGAGAGAUCUCCUUGGAUCGAGUAUGGCGGAUCGCAGCCUUGAGAGCCUUCCUCUGCCGCUGGAAGUGAGAGCCCGACUGGCUGAGCUGGAGCUGGAAUUAUCGGAAGGUGACAUCACACAGAAGGGCUAUGAAAAGAAGAGAUCAAAAUUAAUUGGGGCCUACUUGCCACAGCCUCCAGCGGCGAAUGGAGCUGCUGCGGUUCGGUGUAGACUGCAGCACAGUGAAGGGGCCGUGAGACGGACGCUCCGCACUAGCAACAUUGGGGUCUGUGACAUCCGGGAAGCAGCAGCUAGAGAGCGUACAGCACCGCACAGCACAGCCGCAAACCGGCCUCUCUUUUACUUUCGUUUUGGAGUGGAUCAAGCACUGCCACAAGAACGCCGAACUCCCGUUACCCCUUCCUCCUCCUCUCGAUACCACCGACGCAGGUCCUCAGGGUCACGUGAUGAGCGCUAUCGAUCAGAUGUUCAUACAGAAGCAGUCCAGGCAGCUCUUGCAAAACAUAAAGAAAGGAAGAUGGCGGUGCCUAUGCCAUCCAAGCGACGUUCAUUGGUGGUGCAAACAUCAAUGGAUGCUUACACACCUCCAGAUACCUCAUCUGGUUCAGAAGAUGAAGGCUCUGUACAGGGCGAUUCACAGGGAACUCCAACAUCAAGCCAAGGGAGUAUAAAUAUGGAACACUGGAUCAGCCAAGCAAUCCAUGGCUCUACCACCUCUACAACAUCUUCAUCUUCAACGCAGAGUGGUGGCAGCGGUGCUGCACAUAGGCUAGCUGAUGUAAUGGCGCAAACACAUAUAGAAAAUCAUUCAGCGCCUCCAGAUGUUACCACUUACACCUCAGAACACUCAAUACAAGUAGAAAGACCACAAGGUUCAACAUCAAGAGUGGCACCAAAAUAUGGAAAUGCUGAACUUAUGGAAACUGGUGAUGGAGUUCCAGUAAGCAGCAGAGUGUCGGCAAAAAUUCAGCAGUUGGUCAACACCCUAAAACGACCCAAACGGCCCCCAUUACGAGAGUUCUUUGUAGACGACUUUGAAGAAUUAUUAGAAGUUCAACAGCCAGACCCAAACCAACCAAAGCCAGAGGGAGCUCAGAUGUUGGCGAUGCGUGGGGAACAGCUGGGCGUGGUUACGAAUUGGCCUCCGUCUCUUGAAGCAGCAUUGCAACGAUGGGGAACAAUUUCCCCGAAAGCUCCUUGCCUAACCACUAUGGACACCAAUGGAAAACCACUAUAUAUUCUCACUUACGGCAAACUUUGGACCCGUAGUAUGAAAGUUGCAUAUAACAUACUACAUAAGUUGGGCACAAAGCAGGAACCAAUGGUGCGGCCAGGAGACAGGGUAGCACUAGUAUUUCCCAAUAAUGACCCUGCUGCUUUUAUGGUAGCAUUUUAUGGCUGCUUACUUGCAGAAGUUGUCCCUGUUCCUAUUGAAGUGCCACUUACUAGAAAGGGGACUCCUCCUUCUGUCUGGAUUUUCAUAGAAGCCAAACCAAAUGAGAGCUCAUUUCUGAAGACUUUUCUUGCAAAAGAUGCAGGAAGCCAACAGAUAGGCUUCUUGCUCGGAAGCUGUGGUGUUACUGUGGCCUUGACUAGUGAUGCAUGCCAUAAAGGAUUGCCUAAGAGCCCUACAGGGGAAAUACCACAGUUUAAAGGCUGGCCGAAGCUGCUAUGGUUUGUCACAGAAUCGAAACACCUUUCAAAACCUCCCCGAGACUGGUUCCCACAUAUCAAAGAUGCAAACAAUGACACAGCUUACAUCGAGUACAAAACAUGUAAAGACGGAAGUGUUCUUGGGGUUACUGUGACAAGAAUUGCACUGCUGACCCACUGUCAAGCUCUCACACAGGCAUGUGGAUACACAGAAGCUGAAACAAUUGUGAACGUAUUAGAUUUCAAGAAGGAUGUAGGCUUAUGGCAUGGCAUUCUUACGAGCGUUAUGAACAUGAUGCAUGUCAUAAGCAUCCCAUAUUCCUUAAUGAAAGUGAACCCACUUUCGUGGAUACAGAAGGUCUGCCAGUACAAAGCAAAAGUUGCUUGUGUAAAAUCCAGGGAUAUGCACUGGGCAUUAGUAGCACAUAGAGAUCAACGAGACAUCAACCUCUCCUCGCUUCGUAUGCUUAUAGUAGCUGACGGUGCCAAUCCAUGGUCUAUUUCUUCUUGUGAUGCAUUUCUUAAUGUCUUCCAAAGCAAAGGUCUAAGACAAGAGGUUAUUUGUCCUUGUGCUAGCUCGCCAGAGGCUCUCACGGUGGCUAUUCGAAGGCCAACAGAUGAUAGCAAUCAGCCACCAGGCAGAGGGGUCCUGUCCAUGCAUGGUCUUACCUAUGGAGUCAUUAGAGUGGAUUCUGAAGAAAAGCUUUCUGUUUUAACAGUGCAAGAUGUUGGCUUGGUGAUGCCAGGAGCUAUAAUGUGUGCGGUGAAGCCUGAUGGAGUUCCUCAACUCUGUCGAACAGAUGAAGUAGGUGAACUCUGCGUAUGUGCCAUUGCAACAGGCACAUCUUAUUAUGGACUCUCUGGAAUGACCAAAAACACAUUUGAGGUGUUCCCUAUGACCAGUUCAGGUGCACCAAUCAGUGAAUACCCGUUUAUAAGAACUGGGCUACUGGGCUUUAUUGGCCCAGGUGGACUUGUUUUUGUUGUUGGCAAAAUGGACGGUCUGAUGGUUGUCAGUGGACGGAGGCACAACGCAGAUGACAUUGUUGCCACGGCGUUGGCAGUGGAACCAAUGAAGUUUGUCUACAGGGGAAGAAUAGCAGUGUUUUCGGUGAGCGUUCUUCAUGACGAGAGGAUAGUUAUUGUUGCUGAGCAAAGGCCGGACUCUACAGAGGAAGACAGCUUUCAGUGGAUGAGUAGAGUGCUUCAGGCUAUCGACAGUAUUCAUCAAGUGGGGGUUUACUGCCUAGCCCUGGUACCAGCAAACACACUCCCAAAGACUCCUCUAGGUGGAAUCCACUUAUCAGAAACUAAGCAGCUUUUCCUUGAAGGAGCACUGCAUCCUUGUAAUGUGUUGAUGUGUCCACACACCUGUGUAACAAACCUGCCUAAACCAAGACAAAAACAACCAGAAAUUGGCCCUGCCUCUGUGAUGGUAGGGAAUCUCGUCUCUGGAAAAAGAAUUGCUCAGGCAAGUGGCAGAGAUUUGGGGCAAAUAGAAGAUAAUGAUCAAGCCAGAAAGUUCCUGUUUCUCUCAGAAGUCUUACAAUGGAGGGCACAAACAACUCCUGACCAUGUACUUUACACACUACUAAACUGUAGGGGGACAAUAGCAAAUUCUCUAACAUGUGUUCAGCUACAUAAACGAGCUGAAAAGAUAGCUGUUAUGUUGAUGGAAAGGGGACACUUACAAGAUGGCGACCAUGUUGCUUUGGUCUACCCACCAGGUAUAGAUCUGAUUGCUGCAUUUUAUGGGUGUUUGUAUGCAGGCUGUGUGCCAAUAACUGUUCGACCUCCACACCCCCAGAACAUUGCAACAACAUUGCCUACAGUGAAGAUGAUUGUGGAGGUGAGUCGCUCUGCUUGUUUAAUGACAACACAAUUAAUAUGUAAAUUGUUGCGGUCACGAGAGGCAGCAGCAGCGGUGGAUGUCAGAACGUGGCCCCCUAUAUUAGACACAGAUGAUUUGCCAAAGAAGCGGCCUCCUCAGAUCUACAAACCUUCUAACCCCGACAUGCUGGCUUAUCUCGAUUUCAGUGUAUCCACAACUGGAAUGCUAGCAGGGGUGAAGAUGUCUCAUGCAGCCACUAGUGCCUUCUGUCGUUCUAUUAAGCUGCAGUGUGAGCUUUAUCCUUCCAGAGAAGUUGCUAUCUGUUUGGACCCUUACUGUGGACUUGGGUUUGUCCUUUGGUGCCUCUGUAGCGUUUAUUCAGGACACCAGUCUAUUUUGAUUCCUCCCUCAGAAUUGGAGACCACACCUGCCCUCUGGCUUCUGGCUGUGAGUCAGUACAAAGUGAGAGACACCUUUUGCUCUUACUCUGUCAUGGAGCUUUGUACCAAGGGUCUUGGUUCACAAACGGAAUCUCUGAAGGCAAGGGGACUGGACCUCUCAAGAGUGCGGACGUGUGUGGUUGUAGCAGAAGAACGGCCCCGGAUAGCUCUGACACAGUCCUUUUCAAAGCUUUUUAAAGAUCUGGGCCUCCACCCCAGGGCUGUCAGCACAUCAUUUGGCUGCAGAGUUAACCUGGCUAUAUGUUUGCAGGGUACAUCUGGGCCAGAUCCAACCACUGUGUAUGUUGACAUGAGGGCCCUCAGACAUGACAGAGUACGUUUAGUAGAAAGAGGAUCUCCUCAUAGCUUGCCCCUCAUGGAAUCAGGAAAGAUCCUCCCUGGAGUUCGUAUCAUUAUUGCCAAUCCAGAAACAAAGGGACCCCUGGGAGAUUCUCAUCUUGGAGAGAUAUGGGUUCAUAGUGCUCAUAAUGCCAGUGGCUACUUUACUAUCUAUGGUGAUGAAUCCUUACAGUCAGAUCAUUUUAACUCAAGACUUAGUUUUGGAGAUACUCAGACUAUCUGGGCACGGACUGGCUACUUGGGAUUCCUAAGAAGAACAGAACUCACAGAUGCAAAUGGGGAGCGACAUGAUGCACUUUACGUGGUAGGUGCACUAGACGAAGCCAUGGAACUGCGAGGAAUGAGGUAUCACCCUAUAGAUAUUGAGACAUCUGUGAUUAGAGCACACAAGAGCAUUACAGAAUGUGCGGUGUUUACAUGGACAAACUUGUUGGUCGUUGUUGUUGAGUUGGAUGGAUCAGAGCAAGAAGCCUUAGACCUGGUUCCUUUGGUCACCAAUGUGGUCCUGGAGGAGCAUUAUCUGAUUGUAGGCGUGGUGGUGGUGGUGGACGUUGGUGUAAUUCCUAUCAACUCCCGUGGAGAGAAACAACGUAUGCACCUACGAGACGGAUUUUUGGCAGAUCAACUAGAUCCCAUCUAUGUGGCUUACAACAUGUAGUCUUGUAUCUUUUAAGGCUUCCAUGGAUUGUACUCAAGAUGUAUAAACAAAAAUUUUUUUGGAUGUCCACAAAACGAUGUGCUGACAAGAAAGUGAUGCUCUUCAGAAUGGAACUGUUUCUAUUAGGACUUUUCAACGUGCUUAUUAUUGGCAGGACAUAAAAUGUGAAAUGUGUUUCUUUUACCACUACAUUUUAGCACAGAAGGACUUUGGGGUACUGCCUUCAGUUUGAUGGAAAGCCCAUUAUUAGACUUUUUAAAAAAGAUUAUUUUUUGCUUAUUGGGAUGAUACUGCUUUCUGAGUAAUAUGGCUUUGUAUUUUAUGUUAAACUGAAGUAGCUAAUUUUUUUUUUAAUCUGCCCUUCAAGUGGAUAUUUUUAAACAGUUCAUAAUAUGACUGAAUUGUUUUGGUUUGCUCGUUUUUAAAUGUCCAUAAAAAUCUUUUUCCAAUAUGAAUCCAUUACUAAUUUUAAGCCAUUUUCUCUCCCAUUGUCUUAGAAAACUACAUUGUGGUACGAGGAAAAUACCCAAAACAGCACCUUCUCAAAUCAGAGUUUUUAACAGCUUUUUCUCCUGGAAAUGCUGAAUAUAUAAGGUGGAAAAAGCCUUUGAUUAUUAGUGUUAGAAUGAACAGAAAUUUAUAAAUAAGGUGUAUUUCGGCAAUGAACUUGAAGAUAUCUUUGUACUAAACUAAAAGAUAAUCAAACAUUAUUCACAAACUCUGAGGAAAAACCAGUCCUGGAUUGCUAAGCAUCCCUGUCCAAAAAGAACCAUCCAGAUACCAGCAAGCUAAACCGUUUUGCUGCCUGUAGGGCAGUGAGUACAUUUUUAAGGUCGCGAUCUUGCCACUAUAUGCACAGAGUGCAGGGCGUAGAGUGGUUCCUGUAGCACGCUAGAAUAAAUUUCUGCACCCUGUGCUCUCCCAAGCUUGCUUUGUCUCUCUGCAAGGCCCACUGAUUUGCAACUGUGGCCCUCCUAUACUUUAGUCUCCAGCACUUCCACGGCCUGUGGUCCCUGGGAAAGAGUCGUAGCAGCAGUGCUUUAGAAGGAGGCAUGGGAGAGCUUUGACUGCAGUCUAGCAGCCUUGGAAGAGCAGUGACAGAGCCCAGCAUGUAACGCCACUGGUGUCGGAGGCCAAUACUGGAUUCUACAGGAGCCCUUUCCACUUGCUGUGCAUGCAACAGUGUAGGAUUUGCUUGCGGCCAAAGACUUUUCAUAGUGCACUACAAAGGAUUCUUUUCUUUACCGUGGAGAUGACAAUAAAUAUUUGUGCUGGCAUGUAUGUUCAUACACUUAUUAGACUUUAGAAAAGGCAGGUUUGAAGAAUAUCACUGUUUUUCCUACCUGCACAAUAUUGUUGCACAAUAUUUGUCAUCAUUUUUUUAAGUUGGGGGGGUUGUUAAUUUUUUUUCUUGUGGUAAGGGCAAUUUUCUUGUUUUUGUUUUGUUUUUGGUGGUCAUUUUGCACAAGAAUUAUACUUUUUUGUCAAUUUUGCCUCCCUGCUGUCUAGUUUGGGCAAGGGGAGGGUGGCGAUCCACUUCACACUUUGUAGAAAGUUGUUGUUUUUAAAUAGUCUCUCUUAUAACACAUUUGUUAUUGGAGAGUAGCUUAAAGCCGCUGUAAACUAUUUGGCACAGCCUGGUGCAUCUGCUAACAUGUCCUUAUGCCAAACAGAGGAACUGAUGCUGGUGUUGCAGUUAAUCCCAUCCCUCAGUUCCAGAAGGAAUCUGCCAGUUGGGAAAGAACAGGAAUGCAUGGAUCACAGCUGCCUUUUCUUUCUUUUUAAUUUCAGUCUUCAGAUAAACUGAAGCUUCAGUUUCUGAUUAUUUAGUAGUUUUCCUCCCCUCUCCACUUCUUUUUUAAAAAAGUGCGCUUUUUUUGUUUAUUCCAGUAUAACCUGGUUGACCUGUGUCUGAUUAGAGGGUGAUGUUUAAAUAGCAGCAGUCCAAGAAUGCUUUUUAACGGUUCAAAAUAAUAUUAACGUGCUGACAUUCAUUACAGAAUAUGCAUGACUAAAACGGUUGCAGGACAAAAGCUACAAGAUCUUUAUAUAACAUGUAUAAGGGAAAUAUUUUUGUCUACCUUUGCAGAUUUCAUUUGGUUCUGAAGACCCAACAUUGUUUUUUGUGGGGCUGGGAGGGCUCUUUAAAGAUGAGGGGUGGUUUUUAGUCUGCAUGUAGAAUACAGAGCAUCUCACCAUGGAAAACCUUUUUGUGUUUUAAUUUUGUUGCCCUUUUUCCAGAUUUUCUUUGCCCUCUGAAUAUUUCUACCCAUGCUCCAAAGACCAAUCCUGAAGCAUUCUGUCAAAGUGUGGGGGAUUUUGUCCCCUAAAAUAAAAUUUUGUUUUUCUCUUUAAAAUGUCAAGUUGCUGAAGGCAAGCCGUUGACUGAUUAUGACCAUAAUUACAGUGUAUGAACUAACUUGUGAUGUCCUUGCUAUUGCUGAUCUCAGUGCUGCAAAACACAAAUUUAGCUGUCAUUUUGUUAAAGCAUCACUUUUAACUUUCACCAAGUCAACUUUCCACUUCUGGGGAGGGGGACAUAGGACUGCAAUGCAGUCGUACGACACAGUCAAUAACUAAUCUCUUCUGAAACCUGUCAUCUGUGGUUGUUUAAAUUCUCAAACUUAGGACAGUAAAUGAUGAUGAACUGAAUUCCUAGAUUUGUCGUGCAAGAUAAGAGGAAAGAAACACACGUACCAUCAGAUUCAGCAAUAAAGAAGGAUUAUUCUGUAUUAGAAACUGUACUGUAGAUAAACCAUUCAUGAGAAUGUAUAAAAUGUUUGUCUUGUGACCUUGUGCUUUUGAAGUCAGACAAAACCAUGUAAUCAACCUGAUGCACAUGCACACUAAAAUAAAAAAGAAAGAAAGAGGGUCCACAAUGAACAUUUGAACACAACUAAUCAAACAGGAGCAGAUUCCUCAUGGUGCUUGUUUAUUAUAUAUAUUUAAUCCUGCUUGACACUUUACCCAAGGGAAGACUGUCCCUUUUAUCAGUUGAAUGUUAGCAGCGUUAUUUCAUAGAGUGUGGUGACUGGUUAGAGAAAUUCAUGUAACUCAGCCAAUCACAGUUUCAAACGAAAAUUUUUAUGUGCAAACAAACAGCAACCUUCUUGUAUGUUAAACCACCAGUACGCUUUGUACAUCUGUGAUAACGCCUGUUUUAUAUUCAAA
Rhineura floridana is the source of this 8758-nucleotide messenger RNA. It is a transcript of the gene DIP2C, whose product is annotated as disco interacting protein 2 homolog C. The coding region runs from base 668 to 5587 and encodes 1639 amino acids. The transcript has 40 exons. The record is from RefSeq and is a predicted model, not a curated record. Lineage: Eukaryota; Metazoa; Chordata; Lepidosauria; Squamata; Rhineuridae.